GCCUCAUCUAUCGUUUUUUUACCGCUACAGUGCCUUUGUGUUAACAUUUUUAUGCAUAUUUAUUAAUUUAAAGCCAAUAAAUGUUACAGUAGCUAUGGCAGAUCAAGUGCAGUUCAAAGUUUUUGCGUUUUGGAGUGAAAAUUCUAAACCAGAAAUUCGGCGAUUUGGAGUGGGACCAUCUGUGGUAACAAAUUUUCACUAUCUCAAUGCUAAACUUCAAGAUGUUUAUCCUGGCCUUAAGGGAAAGAGCUAUUCUGUGAAUUGGAAAGAUGAAGAUGGAGAUGAUGUUAUCAUUUCUUCAGAUGAAGAGUUGAUGACAGCUUUGACAGUGUUGCAUGGUGAUCUCAUCAGGCUUCAUAUUAAUGUUAUGAGUGAUGGUCCUAAGGAUGAUAGCUGUGAUAUUAUCUUUACUGCUAUUGGUGAUAACCCAACUGUCGUAGGUCCCUGUACUUUGACACACUAUGGAGUGGUAUGUGAUGCCUGUGAUUCUGCGGUGGUGGGAUUCCGCUACAAAUGUAUCUCUUGUGAUGAUUACGACCUGUGUUCAAAGUGUGAGGCAUCAGGCCUACACCCUGACCACUGCAUGAUGCGAGUACCGAAUCCUGUUAUGUCUCGCCAUCUUAUCAAAUCUGCUAUUAAGAGGUCACGCCACUUUUUGAAGACCGUUGCUGGUACCGUGAACGAUAACAGUAACUAUCCUAAGAGGCACAGGCGUGACAGAAGCGGAGAUAGACACCACCGCGGUGACCGUCGUCACGGUGAUCAGAAUUGCGGCGAUCACCAACGUAGACCGCGCAGCAGCUGGCUUGAGACAUUUGCCACUUAUAUGAAUGAGUUUGCGAACUUAGCUGGCGAUGUCGGCGUCGACGUUGAUCAGUCGAAACCAACAGAACCUAAGACGCAAGAACAGCAACAGGCUACAACUGCUCCUAAUGUUUACCAAACUCCACCAAAAGAAGACAUGCCGUCUACUUCUAAUACUAACAUGCCCAAGUGUCCAUUUGUACCAGGCAUGGAAAAUAUUCCAAAGCUUAUUGAGGCUUACUUCAAUGGGACUUUGGCAUCCGAACUACAACAACAUGCCCAAAAGGCUCAACAGGCCCAAACAGCUCAGCAGGGCCAGUCUGCUCAACAGGAUCAACCUACGCAACAGGCCCAAUCUACGCAACAGGCCCAACCAACCUCUGAUGACCGUGAAUGCCCAGUUUUACCUAGUGCAGAAAUUAUUUCAAAGAUUCUCCAGGAUUACUUUAGUGGACCUCUGGCAUCAAACCAGCCACAGAAUCAACCAGCUCAACCGACCGCUAAUGCAUCGGCUUCAUCUAAUGACAAUGAUGUGGAGAUGACCCAAUCAGAGCCGAUUCCGAAAGAAGCUGAUAAACUUAGUGUUAAGUCUGAAGAUUCUGCUUCCGGUAUUGCAGCAAGGGAUGCAUCACCCGAGAAAGUUGAUGGAUGGACUAUGAUUCAUAAAGAUAAAGAUUUGAUGGAUGGUUAUGACAAACCGAGUGCUCCUGCUGAACCUUCGACUCCCAUUGGCUUCAAUUUGCCACAAGAAUUCCAACAGCGCGUCACAAUCGGCGAGGGUCAACACCUCUAUCCUCCACUACAUGCCGCUGCCGCAGUGUUAAAUCCCAAAGAGUCGGGAACCCUUCCAACGCCUCUGAGACCUCAACCUGCUAAACCAGCCCAACAAACUCAGUCUCCAACAAAUCAACCUGCUCCGAGUGCCAAUAAGCCACAAGGUCAACCACAGACUUUCUCUCAACCUCAGCCACAUCCAAAACCACAUAUUGAAGCCGCUAUCAAGCAAAUGCUAGCCAUGGGUUUUACUAACGAAGGCGGAUGGCUGACGCAACUACUCGAAAGCGUCGACGGCAAUAUUGCAGCAGUCAUGGAUCUCUUGACACCAGUCAAGUCUAAAUAAACUAUUAUCAACCUUCUGUCAAUGGGUAUAAGGUCAACAGUUCAGCAUUUUGGCCAGUUUUCAUUAUAUGUACGUGAAUUAUGUUGACCUUAUUAUUAUUAAUCAAAAUAUUUGCUUAUAUACUGCGGUCAGCUGUCUUUCUGAAUCUGCAUUUUUAUUUACAUGCCUAAUACUAUACAACGACUUAAUAUCAUCGUUCAUUAAUUUGUUAUAUAUGACGUAAAUUUUUUCUCUUUAAAUGACAAUUUCAUGUGUCAGUCAUGUCUAGAAAAUGGACGCAUUGAACGCAUUUUUGAUCUUAGUGGCUGGUUCACACAUAUUAAGUUGAUGAGUAGUUAACUAAAUUGUUAACUUUAUUUUAUAAUGGCUGGUUUCAUGUUACAACUAGUAACUGGUUUUCACGUACCAGUCAUAAGUAACCUUUACUAGAAAUUAUAAGUAUUGUAUAAUAAUCGUUAUCCAUAUACUUAGAAGGACCGCUCGAAGCUAAUUCGUAACUAUAGACUUCGAUUCGCCUUGGCGUUAAUUCGUUCAACGUGUAUGCGCUAAUACGGAGCUUUCACAUAUAGGCAGCUAUAACUAAAACGUCUAUAUUUGAAAACGCACUUAUUAUCUAUAGUCGAAAAGAUGACGAACUGUCAGUCUUUAGUUUUACAGUGUUAUUAAUAAACAAAGUUUAUUGUUACAGUAAAUUUACGCUGAGACUGCACUUAGUCAAAAUUCAUAUUAUUAAACAGUAACUUAGCGAAGGUUAACCUAGU
Messenger RNA from Diatraea saccharalis (sugarcane borer), 2685 nucleotides. The record is from the annotation of a GenBank genome assembly. NCBI's taxonomy places the organism in Eukaryota, Metazoa, Arthropoda, Insecta, Lepidoptera, Crambidae.